This is a messenger RNA of Candidula unifasciata, 305 nucleotides long. The record is from the annotation of a GenBank genome assembly. Lineage: Eukaryota; Metazoa; Mollusca; Gastropoda; Stylommatophora; Geomitridae.
AGGAAGUGUACACCUUCACCAAUGUCGGCACAGAACCUUUGACCUGGAAACUUGCACCCUUUGCUUCACCAUAUGUUACGCUCCCAGACAACCCUCACAGCUUAUUCCGUGUGGACUAUGAAGUAUUUCAGUUAUCUCCCCUGAAGGGCGUUCUUCAGCCAUAUGAGACAGAGAAGGUGCAUAUCAUGUUCUGCCCUCAGUGCGAGGGCUCCUACAACCAGGCCUGGUGUCUCUAUGACACUGCUGACAGCCAGGGCUCCUUUCAUCGGUUCACAAUCUAUGCAAAGGUAAAGUACUUGCUGUAG